AUGCUUGCGUGGAGCCGCUUCCCCAACAGCGCUGCUGGGUCAGCCGAUCCCAAGCAGCAGCAGAUGAUGUUCGCCAACGGCGCUCCCUGCGACUCUGCCGUGCACCUGACACCGUACGGUGAUGUUGCAAAUCGUUGUUUCUUUCUCGGCGCUAUGAACGGCAUGCCAGUUCAGCCACCCUCUUUAGCCGCCGCGAGCGUGACGUCGCCAAAUACGGCCGCCGCGGGGCGUCCCGGUGUCCCUCACCCGGGCAGCUACGCCGUACCUCGGCCCGCUGCCGGGUACUACUACCCCCCCUACGCAGCCGUCAAGCAGCACGCCUUUCAGCAACCACAAGCUGCAGGCGUGAUGCAGGGCCAAGUGCCGCCGCCGCCGUGUCAGGCUACCACACCCAGCACUACUGCGCUCGCACUUGCGACGCAGCAGCGCAGCGCCGCCGCCUCUAGCCCUUCCUGUGGCCCGGAAAACGCGUUCGCCUCUGCGUCGCCGCAUGGAAAGGGACGUGAGAGCCCUCGCAACGGUCGACAUCGCCGCGGCGACGGCGAGGCGGCGGCAACCCCUGCCUCGGCAGCGCAGCCAUCUUCCCCUGGUAGACACGGCGGUGGCCGCGUCUAUAGCGGACGACGUCACCAUCGCGAUGACCCACCACCUAGUAGUACCAGCUACACGCGCGCACCGUCGCAGGUGGCGACAGCGACGUUUGGGGAGGUAUUUCCGCACAGUUCGAACGGUCCAAACUCACAUAUUGCACCCGCUGCUCCGGCUGCAGCUUGGGGCGCUGCUCACGAUGAUGAUGACGGCGGUGAUGGUGGUGGCCGGCGACGACGCCGGCGUCGUCACGGCGAUGGCGGCGGUGAGAGGCGCCGAACCGCCUCGCCAAGCUCGCCUCCAGAGCCGCGAGUCGAUGAGGAGGCGAAGGAGCUGCACCGACGCCGCCACCGCCACCGCGGCGAAGUGCGCGGCCAGCACGACAACGCCCGCAGCAACACGAACGAGCCCAAGCCUGCCUCCGCACACCUUGCCGGUGACCUCGCCGACACCUCGCGCCACCACCGAUCGAAUCAUCGAUCUGACCAGGGCUGGGGCAGCCCUCCCAAGAGCGCUGCUGCCAAUGUUUCGACAUCAACGGGAGCGGCGGCGCCGUCUGUGGGGCAAACGCCUGUCACCACCCUCGUUGCUUCAGUGCUUCAGCCCGUAUCAGUGGCCAGCACGCUGAUGGUAGCGCCCCCUCCACCGCCGGCAAUGGUGCCUGCUGCGCCACCGGCUCAUAGAGGUGUCCGGAGCACGCUGCCCCUUUCAGCGGCGGCGCCAUCACCGCCGCCUGCGAUACCACCUACGAGCACCUCAAAGGGCCGCCGACGUCACCGAAGCCACCGCCGCACCCCUUCCGCCUCUUCGUCAAGUUCUGGUCGCAGCUCCGACGCGGCAUUGAGGCAAGGGUCGUCGUCGUAUUCGUCCUCCUUGUCCUCUCACUCGGAGACUGCCUCGCGUCCCGCCUCGGCUUCGUCACGCGACCGCCGCCGCCGGCGUCGCAGAGACCGCCGAGGCCGCCGCGGCCGCCGUGGCGGCCGCCGAUUGCCACGCUCAGCCUCGUCGUCCUCGAGAUCACGACCUGCGGCAGGGGAUCCUGCCGGCAGCGCCCCUUCCCUGCCAACGAACAACAACGCCAGCGUCGCUGAAGCUCCCAAGAAGAAGGGAGAUGGCGGCAUUCUGAGUUUUUUCCGGCGCAACAAAUCCACCGCUGCCGAGGCGGACUCGGCUACAGCCGGUAAAGCCGGAGCGCCGGGCCAGGAGACGGCCAUGAUGAUGCUGCUCCCCAUGCCGCAGAGGGCGCUCUACGAUACAUCCAUGUGGCCCUGCAGCGCCGCUGUCGCGCCGCGAGAUGCGGUGACCGGAGUGCAGCAACGCGAGGCGAGCAGCCGCACUGACGCGGCGGGGCAGCGCCUUCGCGAUCGCACGCCGGGGCGCUCACAGCAUCCCGCACCGAGUAGCGGCACCGUGAAUGCUCACAUCCCUCCGCAGCAGGGCAACGGCAGCCACAACCCCAGCGUUGACCCCAGCACCGCUGUCGCGCCUUCCGGCAAGAGCAAAGGCCUCUUUGGCGGCCUGUUUCGCAGAAAGAAGGACAAGGCAGAUGGGGGCGCCACCGCUGCGGCUGACGCGAGUGCCAACAACGCAAGCACCGUCAGCGGCUGGCCGCCCUCGUCGUCGCGCCCUUCGACGUCCGGCACCUCGGUCAACUUGACAACGAAGGUGGCAACCACUGCUAGACUCGGCACGCCGUCAAUACCUCCGAAAUCCGCGCCUCCCCGUGGCGGAUACGGCGCUGCGCCGAUGAGUCUUUCGCCAGCACCCGACCCAGCCCUCAUGUCAAAGCGGGACGUCGUGGGGCGCUCUACGAAGAAGAGCAAGGCAGCUGCGGCGCAUGUGCGGCAGGAGCCCCUCGAGCCAAAUAUGCUGCGAAGCCCAGUGCAGGCACAGAAGCAGAGCCAGAAUCAACACAGCGGAGGCAACAGAGGGCGCCACCGAAACGAGAGCCGUGGCCACCCAUCACCGGUAGGCGAGCGCGGCGGCCGCACGUCGGGCCGGCGCACGUUGGGAAACCGCGACGGCAGCCCUCGCGGUCGCGGUCGCCGUCGCACCCCCUUGAAAGACUCCAACUCGUGCUCGAGUGACGCAUCAUCGACGUCCUCCAGCACAAAGGCAGCCCCGAAGCAGCACAGCGGCCGCGGGAACACCGGCAGCAAGGCUGCUCGCGCCCAAGCAAACAACGAAAUCUGA
Messenger RNA from Leishmania major strain Friedlin, 2781 nucleotides. RefSeq lists its product as hypothetical. Lineage: Eukaryota; Euglenozoa; Kinetoplastea; Trypanosomatida; Trypanosomatidae. The record is from RefSeq and is a predicted model, not a curated record. Bases 1 to 2781 code for a protein of 926 amino acids. The transcript has a single exon.